AGUCAGCCAAGCGCGCGCGUGUGCCACCGCUCGUCUUUUGCGCACGUGUGAGCGCGCGCGCGCGRGUGCGGCGAACUCUUGAACGGGAAAUAUGAGUUGAACGCUCGGCAGCAGCCGUAGGAUGCCUCUCCGCCUCCUCUUCUCCGCUCCGGCCGCUCCURCACCUGCCUCCGCGCACCAAGAUGACAUUUCCCCCCCACUGCGAAAAGACCAGAAGUCGCUCCCCGGCGCUGGAACCACCUCCUUUCUCCGGCUUCAACUCCGCGGCGUUAUGACCGAAGGAUCCCACCCGGACUGCGUCGUAGUUAAGGACACUUUUUUAUAUGAGGAGCGGGAGGAAAAAAAAAUGGAAGUUGACCGGUGCUUUUAUUAUUUAUUUAUUUUUUUCUUUUUCUCCCCCGUUUGAUGUGCUCCGGGACUACUGAGGUGCAGGAAGGGGGGGAGCGCAAGCUACAAGAUGAUUUGGUGGUGAGAGAGGUGGGGGGCGAAAAAAAAAAGUGAUCACUUACUGAGGAUAAAAGAAAACGGAGGGGGAAAAUGCAGUUUGAGACAUUGCGUCAGUUCUGUAGCUCGGUUUUAUCACAUUUCAACGGAGCUUUCUCUGCGCCUCAGAACAUCCUGCAGACGGAGCUUUUCGAGCAGGCGCUCAGCAGCAUCGGGGGAGAGUCAAAGGGGAAAAAGAAAAACUAUUGAGCAGGCUUUUAUGUCCGAGCCGACACACACCUUAUCUGAGAGGCAAAAGAAAAUGGUGCGCUUUGGUGGACACUCAUUUGAAGAGGACUUGGCAUGGUGUGAACCACAGGUUAAAGACUCGGGAGUUGAUACGUGCAGUAGCACUACCCUAAACGAGGAGCAUAGCCAUAGUGAGAAGCACCCGGUGACAUGGCAGCCAUCCAAAGAUGGGGAUCGCCUAAUUGGCCGGAUCUUGCUCAACAAGCGUAUGAAAGACGGAAGCGUGCCUCGAGAUUCAGGAGCUCUGCUUGGUCUGAAGGUGGUUGGAGGCAAGAUGACAGAAUCUGGAAGACUUUGUGCUUUUAUCACAAAAGUGAGGAAAGGAAGUCUUGCAGACACUGUUGGACACCUUAGACCAGGUGACCAGGUGCUGGAGUGGAAUGGGAGGCUUUUACAAGGAGCCACAUUUAAAGAAGUUUACAAUAUUAUAUUAGAAUCCAAGCCUGAGCCGCAAGUGGAGCUGGUGGUCUCCCGGCCUAUUGGAGAUAUUCCAAGAAUACCCGACAGCACACAUGGACAACUAGAAUCAAGUUCAAGCUCCUUUGAGUCUCAGAAGAUGGAUCGUCCAUCAAUCUCCAUCACGUCCCCCAUGAGUCCCAGCAUGCUGAGGGACGCCCCCCAGUAUCUGUCAGGACAGCUCUCAAGCCAAAGCCUUAGUAGAAGAACAACGCCUUUUGCCCCUAGGGUUCAGGUCAAACUAUGGUAUGACAAAGUGGGUCACCAGCUAAUAGUCACCAUCCUGGGCGCCAAAGAUUUGCCACCCAGGGAAGACGGGCGGCCCAGGAACCCUUAUGUCAAAAUCUACUUUCUCCCUGACAGAAGUUUGAAUUAUUGUUCCUCCAGUGACAAAAGCAAGAGGAGAACAAAAACAGUAAAGAAAUCCUUAGAGCCCAAAUGGAAUCAGACCUUUAUGUAUUCACCGGUCCACCGGCGGGAGUUUCGAGAGCGCAUGCUGGAGAUCACGUUGUGGGACCAAGCCAGAGUAAGGGAGGAGGAGAGUGAAUUCCUAGGAGAGAUCCUUAUUGAGCUGGAGACGGCUCUUUUAGAUGACGAACCUCACUGGUACAAGCUACAAACACACGACGUGUCAUCCAUCCCACUUCCACGUGCCUCCCCAAAUGCACAGCGCAGGCAGCUUCAUGGAGAGAGUCCAACACGGCGGCUGCAGAACAAGGGCUCAUAUUCACACAACUCAGGAUCCCAGAGGAUAAGUGACAGCGAGAUAUCAGACUAUGACUGUGAAGAUGGAGUAGGAGUUAUAACAGACUAUCGGCCAAAUGGAAGAGACUUCCAGAGCUCCACAUUGUCAGUUCCUGAGCAGGUUAUGUCGUCUAACCACUGCUCUCGAUCAGCUGAAAUAAACCGGGUGCGGUCGCGCUCUCCAAGUGUUCCUCCACCUUCCAGCCACAACCAUCGUGUGUACACACUCUGCAGAGAGGAAGCAGUAAGGUUACUGCGUUCCACUAGGAUGACGCGUGCCUAUUCAGAGGGUGCCUAUUCCUCCAACUUUGACUAUGAGAGGAACUAUGGAGCCAUGGAUAGACACGAGUUUCACAGCAGGUCCCGCUCUGCAGACCAGCGGCCCACUGUAGAGCGCCUCACAUCCCGCUCGCGCUCCUCUGAACGCCCCCACGACUCUUCUCUCAUGAGGUCGAUGCCGUCUCUGCCAUCUGGGAGGUCCGCACCCCCUUCACCUGCCAUGACGAGGGCACAUCCUCGUAGUGGAUCCGUCCAGACCAGUCCCACCAGUACUCCCAUGUCGAGUAGACGAGGGCGACAACUUCCACAGCUUCCACCUGCAGGAAAGGACAGAAGUAUGGACAUGGAGGAGAAGACCAGGCAGAUGAAACUAAAGAUGAACAAAUACAAGCACGGGGCAGGCUCUGACUCCAGGCUGGAACAGGACUACCACAAGCGAUCAGGCAGAGAUCCACGGGGCUCAGACAACUUGUCAGCCAAGUCGUCGGACAGUGAUGUAAGUGACGUGUCCGCUGUAUCGAGAACCAGCAGUGCCUCUAGGUUCAGCAGCACGAGCUACAUGUCUGUCCAGUCAGAAAGACCACAAGGAAGCCGAAAGAUCCGCCCGUUGCAAUCAAGAAGCCAUUCACAGGAGGGGGACGAGCAGUUAGGAGAGGUUCAGGAGGAAGAGGAGGUGGGAGGGGAGAGGGGGAAAGUGGCUAGAAUAGAAGGGAGAUUGCAGGGAGGGAACACAGAGUUGGGAGAGAAGGUAGACAGGGGCAAGGAGCAUCAGGAAGAUUUGGUGGAGGAAGAAGAGGAUUUGCACCAAAGGAGUAUCUCAGAGACUAACCUCAGGCAGAUGGGCUCGUCCGGUGGCGUGAACAUGACCAAGAGCACGAGCGUCAGCGGCGACAUGUGCAACCUGGAGAAGACGGACGGCAGUCAGUCAGACACAGCGGUUGGCACGGUAGGCACUGACGACAAGAAGAGGCGCUCCAGCAUCGGUGCCAAAAUGCAGGCCAUGGUCGGCAUGUCGCGCAAGAGUCGGAGCACCUCUCAGCUCAGCCAAACAGAAGCGGGAGGUAAGAAGUUGCGGAGUACCAUCCAGAGGAGUACGGAGACGGGCUUGGCGGUUGAGAUGAGGAGCAGGAUGACUCGGCAGGCCAGUCGGGAGUCCACAGAUGGCAGCAUGAACAGCUACAGCUCGGAGGGAAAUCUCAUCUUCCCCAGUGUGAGGCUCUCCUCAGAUGCUCAGUUUAGUGACUUCCUGGACGGACUCGGUCCCGCCCAACUUGUAGGACGUCAGACAUUGGCUACACCAUCGAUGGGGGACAUCCAGAUUGGUAUGGUGGAGAAAAAAGGAGCCCUGGAGGUGGAGGUCAUUAGAGCCCGUGGCCUUGUAGGAAAACCAGGUUCCAAGGCACUGCCAGCACCAUAUGUAAAAGUCUACCUUUUGGAAAACGGAGCCUGCAUAGCCAAAAAGAAAACUAAAGUAGCAAGAAAAACACUGGAUCCUCUUUACCAGCAGCAACUGCCGUUUGAGGAGAGUCCAGGAGGGAAAGUUUUACAAGUCAUCGUAUGGGGUGACUAUGGGCGUAUGGACCAUAAAUCCUUCAUGGGAGCAGUUCAGUUACUGUUAGAUGACCUGGACCUGUCCAACAUGGUGAUUGGCUGGUACAAGCUUUUUCCUCCUUCCUCUCUUGUGGACCCAACUCUGGCCCCACUGACAAGAAGAGCUUCCCAAUCUUCACUGGACAGUUUCUCUCGAUCAUAGCAGCGUGUGGACUGAUAGCAAUGGUGUAGCAGCCAGUGUUGCAGCAACAGGUCACGAGCCCCGGUUGCACUGCAUGCUUGAUGUUGUGUCUUCUGAGCCUGUUUCUCGGGGUACAAAUGUGAUCCUGUGUUUUAAGCAAAAACGUUGCGCACAUUGUGCACGUGGCAAAGUGUGUCGCAAAGCACCCAGUGGCAGGGAUUGCCAGGUGUAGUUGUCAUUUGGAGGGAGCCGGGAUGAACUCCUUAGCACGAGGAACACAUCAGUUCCAGGUUUCCUUCCAAUUCGAAGCCAUGGGGUCAGCACUGGGAACCACUGAAUGAGUUCUACAGAGGCCCUUUUCGAAUAAAAAAAAUCUACAUGUUGCUUUUUUAUGUUUUUUUUUUGUUUGUUUGUUUGUUCGUUCAUUUCUGUUGAUUUUAAUGUACCUGUAUUGUAAGGGGGUGACAGUGUUUCUAACCAGAUGCUUGGUCACACCAUGCCAACAGACCUAGCUAUGUAAAUGCAGCUUUGGAGACCACCACUUUGAGAGAGGUGUAUUUAUUAUACUCCUCCAAAAUGCAGGGGACAUGCAGUACAUGCUCAAAGUUUCUGAGCGGGUAAAUCAUUGAUCGAUCAGGGGCAAUACUGAAGUGGCCACUAUCAACACUCCAGAAUAUUCAGUAACAAUCCAAACCCCUUGAAAAAAAAGUACAAUCUUUAUUAGUAUUUCUUUGUUCAUAUAUUGUAUGAAAAUUAAAUGAGAAAAAAAGGAAAUAUUUUUCUUGUUUAGUUGAUUUGCAUGGGCACAAACGUAGCUGAAGAAAAAUAAAAAUAAAUUUAUUUUCUUGAGGCUGCAACUUGCAAAAAAAAGUACGAUAAAGAAAAACAAACAAAAUAGGUCAGCCAUUUUCAACAAUUUKUAUUAUUUUUAAAAAUAAAUUUCACUAGUGCAUGGUUUUCAAGGGGAGUGAAUGCAACAUCGUAAUGAAAAAAAGACAUUGUUUGUCAUUAUUUUCCAUUCAUCAGUCUGUSUUUUACAGACAGGCAGAUAGGGAAAAUUAAAAAAAUAAACUUUUGAGCUAAUUUAAGGAUAAAAAAAGCGACAAUGAAAAUAAAUGUUAUUCAUUGUAAAAGGCUGCUGCCUUAUAAAUAUGAACAUUAUGUGCAAAUUGUACYUUUCUCUUUCUCUUCCUUGUUCAAGGGUUCUUCUCACUGUAGUAUUCAUUGCUACCAUUGAUCAGUCCCCUAAUAAGUCCGGAUUUUAGGACCGUUGGUUGCUUUACAGUUCUGGAUUGUUUUAUUGCGUCUUUUCUUUUUGAUUUGAUUUGUUUUAACAAGCAUGUUGAAAGGGAUUUUUUCUGCAACAUGUCUUGGGCACACCUUACAGUAACUUAGCAUGUUUUGAUAAAGAUGAUAUUUGGAAUUUUUGCAGAUUCUUGUACAGUGCAUGGAAACUUUAUUACUUUUCUCCCUCACAAGAUAAUUUGAGCAGCAAAUUAGUCGUUGGUCUUCCACGACCAGUUAUUGAGGUUUAAAAAAACAUUCCACUCCCAAAUCAUAUUUUCUUUCAGGGUUUUGAGGAGAAAAAAAAAACAACAACAAAAAACAAGAAGAAAUAAGUUUUAUAUUAAUGAGGCUGGCAACAUAAGUAUGAUUUCAAGUGUAUUUUGUUUCAAUAUUGUUGACAAACAUGCAAAAAUAAUCUGUACUAGUACACCAAGACAUCUAUGCUGAAGCAAGAGGCAACAAACAUGCAAGAGAUGUUUGUUGCUUUGUUCAAUUUUACAGGCACUGUUAGUGACGAUGAGCAAAUCACAAGUUUAAACAAUACGGGAUAUUGCCACAGUAAUUUUUUUUGUGUGUUUUAAUGAAAAUGAAAUUAUGUUACUAUAUUUUUGUUAAUUUUAUUUAAAAGCCAAGACCACUUUAUUUUUUAUUUUCUAUUUUUAUUAAUUGAAAAAAAAAACUUCUCAUUUUUGGGAAGUAUGAGUCCUAUAACUGCAGUAUGUCUGAAUGAAAAAUGAACCGAGGCAUUAUUCCUUUUCCACAAGAGGAUCAACGUAUUUUAAAGGUCCAAAUCAAUCCUCUUUGUUGUAACAAAAUACAGUAUAUAUUUUCAGUUUACUUUUCACUGUACAUAUCUUUAGAUGUCAGAAUUUGAAUAAACAAACUACAAACAACUCAACAGGUUCAUAGACUCUUUUGGAAUGGGAAAAAUGCCUCAUGAUGACAAAGACAUAUGUUAUUUAUGCUUUUGAAUGCCUUUUUAAUUUAAUCUUUUUGGUGCAAUGUGUUAAUACCAAGGCUAUGUCUUGGUCAAGUAUGGUUGAGUACAGAGAUUUAUGUAAGUUAUUUUUCAAACUAAAAAUAAAAGAAAUUGAUAUUA
Molecule: messenger RNA, 6329 nt
Organism: Austrofundulus limnaeus
Lineage: Eukaryota; Metazoa; Chordata; Actinopteri; Cyprinodontiformes; Rivulidae
Gene: rims2a
Product: regulating synaptic membrane exocytosis 2a
Biological process (GO): positive regulation of synaptic transmission; regulation of synaptic plasticity; regulation of membrane potential
Cellular component (GO): presynaptic membrane; cytoskeleton of presynaptic active zone
Molecular function (GO): transmembrane transporter binding; small GTPase binding
Source: RefSeq, a predicted model, not a curated record